This is a messenger RNA of Drosophila ananassae, 1351 nucleotides long. RefSeq lists its product as uncharacterized. Gene Ontology annotation, cellular component: cytoplasm. Gene Ontology annotation, molecular function: 3'-5'-DNA exonuclease activity; nucleic acid binding. Gene Ontology annotation, biological process: DNA catabolic process. The record is from RefSeq and is a predicted model, not a curated record. Lineage: Eukaryota; Metazoa; Arthropoda; Insecta; Diptera; Drosophilidae. Bases 116 to 1204 code for a protein of 362 amino acids. The transcript has 2 exons.
AUCGAUAAGUUUUUUGUUUGCAUUUCAUUUUCUUAUCACACAGUUUUGGUUUCGAAAUUAUUCAUAAAAUGCCAGCUUUUAAUCACUGUAACUAAAAUAAAACUUUAAUCAGAAGAUGGAGCCAAAUGGAGAGAUCUCUGCCUAUCGGGCUCGGAUUUCCACAAUUGCUGUGCUAGAUCUGGAGACUACAAACUUACCUGCCUAUUCUCACAACCGGGUGGGCAUUACAGAACUAUGCAUACAUGCCUUUGAUGCAGCUCUUCUGACAGAAAGGAAAGGAGAUGAGGACGGAAAAAAUGCCGUAAAAUCUAUCCUGCCACAGCCACCACGAGUGCUGCAUAAACUAAACCUGUUGUUUCAACCCUCCAUGAUGGUCCACCCGGAUGCAGAGGAUGCCACAGGUUUGAGCAACUACCUUCUGGAACGUGAGUCAAAGUUUAGCAAGGAUUCCGUGGGGCUGAUACUCAGUUUUAUGAAGCAUUUGCCAGCUCCCGUUUGCCUAGUGGCACACAAUGGUUGGAACUUCGAUUUUCCCAUCAUCAAGCAGGCCCUGGAGAAGCAUAUCGCGGAAAUUCCCUCCUCCGGACUCCUCCCUGGAGUAACUUGUGUCGAUUCGCUUCGUGCGUUUUUGGAGAUAGACGACAGGUGCCCUGAAGAAGAAGGUUUAUUGGAAAUGCCAGAGAUAGCUUGCGCGGAAACUGCUCCCAAAAAGGAAGCUGAUACCGCCCAGGAUUGUGCGCUUACAGCAAAGCAGCAGCUCUCCGAAGAGAUAGAAGUUCAGCCGUUCCAGGAACCAAAACCGAUGAAGGAAGUUGAUUGGCGAAAAAUGAAUGAAACCACUCCCAAACGUCCUAUUUCGUCGCGCAGUGAAGCUGCUUCCAAGCGCCGAAGAUCGUUUGAUGACGACGAAGAACACUCGGUAGCAAAAAGGGGGAUAAACGAAUUUCGGUCGCGUCGCCAGUUGUUCAGCGGGCUGGAAUGUGCCAAAACUGAACGCCGCCCCCCUCGUGGUAAAUAUCGAUUGGGAAAUUUGUACUCGAGCAGAUUCAAUUGCCCAGCAACAAACGCUCAUCAGGCGGAGGCUGAUGUGGUCAUGCUGACGUCGCUUAUCCAGGAUUACGGCAUGGAUUUCCUGGCGUUUGCCGAGGAGCAAGCUAUUCCGUUUGAUCAGGUUGUGUCCCUGGGGACACCUAAGGGGCAAUAACCGUUGUAUUCCAAUUAUUUAAGAUGUUUUAAUGAUAGUCAAAGCAUUUUAACGUGUAUAUUUUUUAUAUAUUUUUAAAUCUAUAAGAUGUUUUCAUCAAAUGCAAUCAGAUAUACAAAUAAAAAAACAUUCAUCUUUUUUUAAACA